Rotaria sp. Silwood2 is the source of this 384-nucleotide messenger RNA. The record is from the annotation of a GenBank genome assembly. Lineage: Eukaryota; Metazoa; Rotifera; Eurotatoria; Philodinida; Philodinidae.
AUGUACUUAACACUUAUUAUUCUUGUUGCAUUGAUUCCAUCAAUAACAACUUUACAAUGUUAUGUAUGCAAUUCUAAUGAUAAUCCUGAGUGUACAGAUGUAAGUAAUUUGGCUUCAUUUGCAAAAACAUGUAAUGAAACUAUUGACCCAUAUUGUCGUACAAUAAGUCAAACAAUUAAUGAAGUAAAAAGUAUUGUACGAGCAUGUGGUUCAAAAGCAUCGUUAAAAAGUUGUUAUAAAACUGCUGGAUUUAAUAAUGCUAAUGUUUGUUCAUGUAAUGUGGAUCUUUGCAAUAAGGCACCAAAUUUCAAUCGACAACAACAAAUAAUGACGAUUCUUUCAUCAAUUAUUAUUGUGGCAACAACAAUGGUUAUGCUUCGUUGA